Messenger RNA from Purpureocillium takamizusanense, 1718 nucleotides. RefSeq lists its product as uncharacterized. The transcript is spliced from 5 exons. Bases 723 to 1487 code for a protein of 254 amino acids. The record is from RefSeq and is a predicted model, not a curated record. Lineage: Eukaryota; Fungi; Ascomycota; Sordariomycetes; Hypocreales; Ophiocordycipitaceae.
GAGGGCCAGGUUGCGCGGUACAAGCGGCUGCAAGGGGGCGUGGUCUUUGUCGACGCCAUACCCAAGUUACUGUCGGGCAAGAUUCUGCGCCGCGCUCUGCGGGAAAGAGCGCAAGCGGAAGUGGCAGGCACGACGUCCGCGGUUGCCAAGCUCUAAGAGCCGAGGCGAGGCAGCUGAAGAUGCCCGGGCCUGGCCAGUGGAAACAAAAGCUCUCGAGUGGCGGGCAUGCAUUCAAUUGGAAAGGUGCACCGGCGGGCGAGACUGCCUUUGUUGCCUACAGCAUGCUUUGGGUGCACAAAUCCCAGGGUUCAUCAAGGCUUCACUCUUGGGGGCGCCCGCGGGUGGCUUAGUCCAGUUGGCACCUGCAUGAGCGGUGCAUGCGUUCGGUUCAGUUAGUACUGUACAGUACCUGGAUGUUUAGAUGCUGUCAAAGUAAACUUCAUGCUGGCAUUUUUCUCACCUUGUGUGUGACCCCGUCGUGGAUAAAUACCUAGGAGCCAACGUCUUUGCGGCAGGCAGGUCAUAACCAUCAUCUCCCACAGAAACACCAUCACGCCAGCCCAGACUCACAAGCACCAGCCCCGCCAUUAGUCCAGACUCACUCAGGAGCCCGAGAGUCUCCUGUUCCUUUGCAAAACCACUUCGAGGCCGACUCGAUUCUUACCAGUACCGUUCAUUCAACGCGGCGGCGCUUCCGGUGGCCCGCCCAACUUGUCAUUGACAUGGAUUUAAUAGGCCCGCCCAUCGAAGUUGACUUGGAUGCAGACCCGUCGGACAUCGCCACGAGUUUCGUUCUCAGGGCACCCGAGUGGUUUGACGGUGUUUACCACGUCAUGGUGAAUACCCAGUUCCAGACUCUCGACCGCGAGGUGAAAAAUAGGAUCAUGGCAGAACUCAUUCGUCGAGCCCAACGGACACAUGUACCCUGCAAAUAUCCACAACACUUGACAAACGACACUGCACACAUCAGUGCCGAGGACUGGGCCAGAGACUGUCAGGCCUUGGAGGCCGAUGCACGGGCCGCACUCCUUGCUGAUGGCUGUCCUCCCCGUUACCCGCCCAACCUCCCUGUCCCACUGCCCAAGAACCUUCCCUGCGACUACUACGACAUCAUCGCCUUCUGGAGGUCUCAUAUGAAAACGACGGACCACGUUCUUGCCGCCCAGUACGCUGACUGGCGUAUUUUCUUUUACGAGCAAAAGCGCUACUGCCGGCCCAUCGGCUCUACGGCGCAGAACAGGCUGAAGAUGUGGGACGAUUUCCAUGCGUACUACGACCGCAAGUACAAGGCCAUUGUGCGCCGUCGCGACGAGGAAAAGGCUAAAGCUGGCGUAUCGUACUACUUCCAGGCGCGGUCCGGAAACACUCCCCAGCAACAAAUGGUCAUGUACUCCAAGUUCUUCACCUGGAUUGAGCAGCAACGGGAGAAAAUGGAGGCCGCGGCACGCCUCGAGGCUGCUUCGCUCACAUCCAACACCAGGAGAUAAACGAGCCUAGCUUUUCACGUUGAUCAAGAGCCCAAUAUAGCGGUUGCGGGCCGUCUGGAUCCCCUCAACACCGGAAGCAAAAGUCGAGACGAACAAGUUUCAUUCAGACACGCAUUGGAAUGAAUCGCAGGACUACGCUUGCCAAGGGGUUUCAGGCUGUGUAUAACACCUCCCUCUCAGGGGGCAAAGACAGCAACGUUGAUAAAUUCAAUGCUAAAAAAAUGUAUUGAU